CUUAAAGUAACUUGCAAUCAUUUGUGUUUUUCUCGUAAUGAUUUCAAUUGUGCAUGCUCCUAUUUGGGUACAUGUGAAUCUAAUUCUGUAAUUUCUCCGUUCUCAUUGUCACCAUGAGCACCGGCGUUUCGAGAAUUAUAAUUCCGAGCAAUGUUCGGAAAACGAUUGACGAUAUAAAGGAGAUCGCCGCCGGCAAGCACACCGAUGAAGACAUCUACGCGAUGCUUAAGGAAUGCAAUAUGGAUCCCAAUGAUACCGCUCAGAAGCUUUUAUAUCUCGAUACUUUUCAUGAGGUGAAAAAGAAACGAGACAGAAAGAAAACAAAAGCCAGCAGCCAAACUUCUGACGAUUACAGGUGGAUGUCAGGCAUGCAGAGAAGGGCUAGGGAUGGUCGUGAGAUAAUUUCUGCAAAUUACAUCACUGAUAGUAAAUAUGGGACUUCAACCUGGGAUGCCAAUGGCAGAAGAUACAUUAAGAAAGAAAAUGGAGUCAAUAGUUCGAAGGAUAGAAUUUCUAAGGCCUCCAUGCCACCUGCACGUAAAACAGAAGAUGCUAGUAUACAUCCUAGCAAAGAAUUUGCUGUUGAGGUUGCUGGAGAUGAUCCUAGUCAUGUCAGUAGGGUUACUUCAUUUGUUAAUGUAAAUAAGUUGGCAAAAGUUUCAACUGUACCUCCUAAUUUAAUAAAUCAUCAUCUGAACUUGGAUCCUGGCCCCACUCCUACCCCCACCCCCACCUUUGCACCUGGAACCAGAUUUAAAGAUAAAGUUUUCAUAUCGAUACCUAAUGAGCUUGUGAAAAGCACAACUUCAGCAUCAGUUUCUGGUGUCUACUCUUCUUCAUCGGAUCCUGUGCUAGUGCCAGCCUUGAACCCACGAAAUCCAGGAACAGUUGGUACGAUAAAACGUGAGAUAGGUGGCCAGCGCACUGUUACCGACUACACUGUGUCUCCUGCGAAUAAGAGAACAUCAGAUGCUUGUCAAGAUGCUCCCCAAAAUACUAAUGCAGUCACUAGAACUGUAAACUACAUAAACACAACAGGGCCAAAAGAAUCCUGGGGAGUUUCAGUCACUGCCAUACAACCAGUUGCAAAUCAUGAAAGUCAGCAUUCCAAACAAGUUAAAGGUCAUUCAGGAGUAUUGCCAUCUCAGGCAGCAGCUGUUGCAAAGGGAGAAAAUUUACCAUCAGUUUCUAAACCAAAUUCUUCUGUGGAACAAGCAGUUCCACAGCUUGACAUGAAGUUAGAGAAGUUAAAUGUCUCUGCCCGUUGUCAACCUGUUAUUUUUCCGAAUAAUCUUCAAGUACCUGAAUCUUUUAGGAGUGGAUUGACUUUCGGUAGUUUGGAUCCUCAAUUGGAUCAAAGCAUAAGCUGUGGCAAAGACUCAAUGCCUGUGGAGACUGUUCCAGCUAAUGAUACUACUUCCAUGGAACCUGGGAGCUACGAAGAUGCAUCUUCAGCAGCUCAGAGAGGUGAUUAUCCUGACAAUCUGCUGUCGCACCAACAUGGAUCUGAAAAUAUAUCACCUUUUGAAGUAUCUGGUGCUUCUCCAGUGUAUGAUCCGUCAAAGUCAGAGAAAUGUCCACCUUCUGCAGGUUCACAAUUGCCACUUCUCCAGACUCCUCCUGAUUAUAGCUUGGGUUUUGUACCACCCAUGCUUGGGCCCCAUCUUGUGUGUAUUGAGGGACCAGAACAGCAGGCAUGUCAUUGUGUCCCUAAAACAUCUCUACUUCCCAUAUUUCAUUCGAAAGGCUUUCUUUUCCCUUGGUCCAGUCUGUGCUGUCAAAAUGAAUAUUUAGGUGGGAAUUCUCAAGCUCCUUCAACAUUGGGCUCUAAUCAACCUGUGGCUCAACCCAUAGGCCUUGGGCAGAGUUCUGUCAGCGUUCCUUCACAUUUGUUUCCUUUAGUACGCCAACCAUUUCCUCCUAAUUAUAUGCCGUAUAACCCUUACAUUCCCCACCUUUACAUGCCACAGAGUGCCCACCAGUUUUUGGGCCCGAGUGGAUUCCCUCAGCAGCCUUCUCCUGCCAACUUUUAUAUGUCACCAUCAGUUACUGCUGCUGGUGUCAAAUUACCACUUCAAUCCCUAUACAAACCAGCAGCUAUUGCUGGAAACACGAACCACUUUGGCAUCCCUACUGGCUACAGUUCAUAUGGGUCAUCAACUGUCUCAUACAGUGGAACUCCAGCUCUAGUUUGUUCUGCUAGCAAUGAAAAUCUCACUACACCUGAUCUGAAAGAAAAGAAUGUCUAUUCCAUGCACAAGCAGAAUGAAGGUUCCCAUUACAGAAACUCUGCACCUGGACGUGAUCAAUCAAUGCUUCAGACCAAUUAUUUUUACAACAUCCCUCAGGACCAGCACGUUGCUGUUGCACCAGCACAUUCUUCCAAUAACUCUUAUCUUGGAAUUAAUGCAUCUCAGACAAUAGUUGCACAAUCUAAUGCUCAACCCCUAGCCCAGCAACCUCAAACUGUUGCCAGAUCAGGUGAUUCUGGCCUUCCUACAUCUGGUGCUUUUCAACAACCUCAAGCUAAUAUUCAUUGGAAUAACAAAUUGCUGAAUAGAGAAAACGUCUAAGAAUAAAGACCAUAGAUAUGUUUACUGUUUACAUCACCCAAGUAUGUAGUAUAGACAUUACUGAUAGAUCAAAGCCGUUCCCUUAAGUGUACAUUAGAUGUGGCUAGAAACUAGGCACUCUCAGUGAGAUUAUGUUGGAAUGUUGGCUUCUCAACCUUUCGUUCUAAGAUAAAGUUUCUUGCUUUUGAUAGUUAGCCAUUAGCUUUCCUCAAUUCCCUGAUCUUUUCUAGGCUGGAGAAGUUUUUGAUGUUUGAGUGGAGCUGGUGAAGAUACCAAUUCUUUCCAUUUCUCUUUCUAGCUUGUAUAUCAACUUUUGACAGCAAAAAGAUACUAUUACAUCUUGAAAGGCUUGAC
Messenger RNA from Solanum tuberosum (potato), 2927 nucleotides. RefSeq lists its product as uncharacterized. Bases 114 to 2573 code for a protein of 819 amino acids. The record is from RefSeq and is a predicted model, not a curated record. The transcript has 8 exons. NCBI's taxonomy places the organism in Eukaryota, Viridiplantae, Streptophyta, Magnoliopsida, Solanales, Solanaceae.